Molecule: messenger RNA, 2877 nt
Organism: Closterium sp. NIES-65
Lineage: Eukaryota; Viridiplantae; Streptophyta; Zygnematophyceae; Desmidiales; Closteriaceae
Source: the annotation of a GenBank genome assembly
AUGUGCACACGAAACACGGGUGAGUAUCAUUCGAUAACUGACUUCGUUCGCUCCAUGUUCCUUUUCCCCCCACCUACAGUUGUCCAAACUAGAAAUGGGCCGAGCGGCAGUGGCGGCGGCGGUGGCGGCGGUGGUGGCGGCAGCGGUGGUGACGGCAAUGGUGGCGGCAGCGACGGCGGCAGCGGUCUCUAUAUCGUGCGCCUCCACUCCGCGCUCCCCCUCGCCGCGUAUCGCGGAGCCGUCUCCAGCUUCUCCGGCUGGGCGGACGACAACGAUGACGACGAGAGUAGCGACAGCGCCGCCCGCCCGGCAGGGCUGAUGGCGACGGCGGAGGCGGUGGACGAAGAGGUGACGGCGACGGGCGGCAGGGUGCCGCGCCGCGCGCGGCUCAGCAAGAACAACCCGCAGGUUAAGGCGUACGCGCAGAUGCUGCAGACGCAGCAGGCGCAGAUCGCGUCGGAAGUGGGCGUGGCUUCGGACAAGAUGGCGUACAGCUACAAGUACUCGUCCAACGGCUUUUCGGCGGAGCUGACGGCGGAACAGCUGCGGCGGCUGAAGCGCCACCCCGCCGUGGCGUCCGUGCGCCCGAGCGCGCGCAAGCGCCUCUUCACGACCGAGUCGCCCACCUUCCUUGGGAUGAACAGCGCCGGGUCGCUCUGGCCCGCGAAUGGCGGGCAGGCGAAGGCGGGCGACGGUACGGUAAUUGCCAUCGUCGACACGGGGAUCUGGCCGGAACACCCGUCGUUUAGCGACACGGAGUUCUCCUCGUCGCGGCCUGCUGGGUGGUCGGGGAAGUGCGACACCACGAAGGAUUUUAAGUGCAAUAACAAGCUGAUCGGUGCGCGCGCGUUUUAUAAAGCGUAUAAAAGCGCCAACGGGCUGGAUCUCUCCGGGGAUUGGCUGUCUCCGCGCGACGCCAACGGCCACGGCACGUGGUCUCUCGUCUGUGCCCCUCUCCCUGCUCCUCUCCCUGCUCCUCUCCCUGCUCCUCUCCCUGCUCCUCUCCUUGCUCCUCUCCGUGAACCCCACCCACCGACACCAACUUUGACGACAUCACCUUCCUCAACGCCAAUUUUGUGCGCUGCUCUCCCCUCCUUCAUCCCCUGUUCUCUCUCCGCGCUCUACGUGCCGAACUCUUUGUGCCACCCUCUGUGUGCCGCCCUCUGUGUGCCGCCCUCUGUGUGCCGCCCUCUGUGUGCCGCCCUCUGUGUGCCGCCCUCUGUGUGCCGCCCUCUGUGUGCCGCCCUCUGUGUGCCUCCCUCUGUGUGCCGCCCUCUGUGUGCCGCCCUCUGUGUGCCGCCCUCUGUGUGCCGCCCUCUGUGUGCCGCCCUCUGUGUGCCGCCCUCUGUGUGCCGCCCUCUGUGUGCCGCCCUCUGUGCGCCGCCCUCUGUGUGCCGCCCUCUGUGCGCCGCCCUCUGUGUGCCGCCCUCUGUGUGCCGCCCUCUGUGUGCCGCCCUCUAUGUGCCAUGCGCCCACCUCUCCUCACAUCACACCUACUUUGACGACAUCGCAUUCCUCAACGCCAGCCUGGUGUGCCUCUCGUCACCUUGCUCUCCUCAUUCGCUCACCUGUGCCUCUCGCCACCUUGCUCUCCUCAUACGCUCGCCUGUGCCGCUUUCCCUGUGCCGCUUUCCCUUCCUUGCUCCCUUUCCUGCCCACCUUCCUGCUUCCCGCCUUGCUCCCUUUUUUCUCUCCUCUCUGCUCGGUGUCGCGCACUCUCCUCGCAUCUCGCCUGCUUCCACAUCGCACUCCUCAUCGUCAACGUGCUGCCGCUCCCUCGCCCGAUUGUCCCCCGCUGCUCGUUUUUCAACGUGGUGCUGCUCGUUUGUCAGCGUGGCGGGGGUGGUCGUGACCUUUGCUGCGGGCAACGACGGUCCCCCCCAAGGAUACCGCUCGCUCGACAACUAUGCACCCUUCUACCUUACAGUGGGCGCCAGCACCAUCGCCCGAGGCGGCCUCACUCUUGCCAGCUCAGCGGGCGCAUCCAGGUCAGCAGCAGCAUCCACCAAUCUGACGUCAUCCUCCGCCACACCCUCCGCCAAGCCCUCAGCCGGCGAUUCCGCGCCCAACGUGGCCGAUUUCUCCUCCACGGGUCCCCUCAUCUUCCCAGACAUCGGCACCGGCGGUGGCCUGGCCACCGACUCAAUCUUAAAGCCCGACAUUGUCGGCCCGGGAGUGGACCUCUAUGCUGCUGCCCCGGGCACGCGCGUGGGCGACAAGGGCGGGUCGGCUCAGCUGUCCGGGACGUCCAUGGCGACGCCUCACCUGGCGGGGAUUGCUGCGCUGGUGAUGCAGAAGUACCCUUCUUGGAGCCCCGCGCAGGUCAUGUCUGCCAUCAUGACCACAGCUACAACCAAGGACGUCAACGGCGCUGCCAUCUCUAGUGCCGCCUCAGGGCAAGCCGCCACGCCAUGGGAUAUGGGCAACGGGCAUGUGUUCCCACCCAAGGUUCUCGACCCCGGGCUCACGUAUGACGCCCGGAAAAGCGCUUAUCUGAAUUUCCUGGCCGGGCUGGACAUGCAGAGGACCCGGUCAGAGUACCCGAAUGAGAAGCUCACCUCUGUGCCUCCCAGAGAGCUCAACCGCCCCACCAUCGCACUUGCCAGCCUCAAAGGCAAGAUAAAAGUCACACGCACUGUCACCUGUGUCGCUGACUCUGCCUCCACUUACACUGCCAAGAUUCAGAAGCCUAAUGGGGUGGAUGUUACUGUGAAGCCCAGCAGCUUUGCCAUCUCGCCUGGUCAGAAGGUCAGCUUUGUGGUGACCUUCAAGGUUACUAAAACCUCAAAAAACUUUCAGUAUGGGAGCCUCACUUGGGUGGACGAAAAGGGUCACUCUGUUCGGUCGGCGAUUGCUGUAAAGCCUGUCAGGAAGUGA